AUGACAUUCGAUCCAACAUUGAUGAAAGUGUUAAUCCUUUUCUUUUUAAUUUUUAAUAAUUCUGCUAAAAAUAUAUUUUUUUUUAUUUUAAUAAUAGGAACAAUAAUUACAAUUUCUUCUAAUUCCUGAUUAGGAGCUUGAAUAGGUUUAGAAAUUAAUUUAUUAUCUUUUAUCCCCCUAAUAAGUGAUAAUAAUUUAAUAUCUACAGAAGCCUCAUUAAAGUAUUUCUUAACUCAAGCAUUAGCGUCUGCUGUUUUAUUGUUUGCCAUUAUUUUAAUAUAUUUAAAUAACUUUCCUAUUACAGAAAAUAAUUCUAUUUUUAAUAACUUAAUUAUUUCAUCAUCACUUUUAUUAAAAAGAGGUGCUGCACCUUUUCAUUUUUGAUUUCCUAAUGUUAUAGAAGGAUUAUCAUGAAUAAAUGCUUUAAUUUUAAUAACUUGACAAAAAAUUGCCCCUUUAAUGUUAAUUUCUUACAUUUCACAAAAUAAUUUCAUUAUUUUAGUUAUUAUUUCUUCAACAAUUGUUGGAUCCUUAGGUGGAUUAAAUCAAACAUCUUUACGUAAAAUUAUAGCUUUUUCUUCUAUUAAUCAUUUAGGCUGAAUAUUAACAGCUAUACAAGCUAGUGAAUCAAUAUGAUUUACAUAUUUUAAUUUCUAUUCUUUUUUAUCAUUUAGAUUAAUUUUUAUUUUUAAUAAUUUUAAAAUAUUUCAUAUUAAUCAAUUAUUUAAUUCUUUUUUUAAUUCAAAAACAUUAAAAUUUAUUUUAUUUCAGAAUCUUUUAUCUUUAGGUGGAUUACCUCCAUUUAUUGGGUUUUUACCUAAAUGAUUAGUCAUCCAAUUACUAGUAGCUAAUAGACAAUAUUUUUUAAUAAGAAUUAUAACUGUAAUAACUCUUAUUACAUUAUUUUUUUAUCUACGUUUAUGUUUUGCUGCUUUCAUACUAAAUUACUUUGAAAAUAACUGAACUAUUAAUAUUCAAAUUAAUAAUUUUUCAUUUAAAUGUAUAUUAUUUUUAUCAUUUAUUUCGACUUUUAGAUUAAUAUUAAUUUCUUUAAUUUACGCUUACUUAUAAAAAGCUAAGGCUUUAAGUUAAUAAAACUAAUAGCCUUCAAAGCUAUAAAUAUAAGUUUAAUCUUUUAAGCCUUAGUAAUUUACUUACUCCUUUAGAAUUGCAGUCUAAUGCCAUUAUUGACUAUAAAGCUAUUGUAUCAAAAUAAUUGAUUAAAAAGAAAUAGUUCUUAUAAAUAGAUUCACAGUCUAUUGCCUAAACUUCAGCCAU
Ceratitis capitata (Mediterranean fruit fly) is the source of this 1278-nucleotide messenger RNA. RefSeq names its product NADH-ubiquinone oxidoreductase chain 2-like. Gene Ontology annotation, molecular function: NADH dehydrogenase (ubiquinone) activity. Gene Ontology annotation, biological process: mitochondrial electron transport, NADH to ubiquinone. The record is from RefSeq and is a predicted model, not a curated record. NCBI's taxonomy places the organism in Eukaryota, Metazoa, Arthropoda, Insecta, Diptera, Tephritidae. The transcript is spliced from 2 exons.